Molecule: messenger RNA, 867 nt
Organism: Hibiscus syriacus
Lineage: Eukaryota; Viridiplantae; Streptophyta; Magnoliopsida; Malvales; Malvaceae
Product: ribonuclease P protein subunit p29-like
Exons: 8
Coding region: 1-867 (288 amino acids)
Biological process (GO): rRNA processing; tRNA 5'-leader removal
Cellular component (GO): ribonuclease P complex; ribonuclease MRP complex
Molecular function (GO): ribonuclease P RNA binding
Source: RefSeq, a predicted model, not a curated record
AUGAAAGCGCACCCUAGAAGAGCAUUAGAGCGAAGAUUUGCCGUUGCUAAAGCUGAGCUUUUUCAACAACAGAAGAAGAAAAAUAAUACAUUUGUUGAGGAAGAUGAAAAAGGAACUCCUAGCAGUAUCGUAACUCCCUCCAUUUUCUCAUCAAAGAAAGGAAAUUUACCUUUCUCGGGUCCCUCUAGUCAGCAAGAUGUUGAAGAAAAUGGUGAAGUGUAUUCCAAACUUUCGGAACCUAUACACGAGAAUUUGCUAUCUACUAAUUCCAAGUUUUCCAACAAAAAAGGAAGCAUGGCUGAUAAGAUAUUGCAUGAGCUUCUUCAAGGUGGGGAUUUAGCUCAAAAAUACAUGCAAGGAUCUAGAAGCAUCAAAUUUGACAAUCGGAUCCUUCUUGAUAAUUUCGUGAAAGGGCGAGUUAUGUCUACCGGCUCUCAGAUCAGGGCUUUGAAGGCCCACUCUAAGCGCUCUAAAAGACAUAUGUUGAUGAAGCAACUUAAGAAAUCAGGAGUACUUAAACUGCCUCAAGAUAAUCAAAAGUUUGAUACAUUUAAACCAAUGCAUGAAAUGUGGAAAGGCUACAUGAGUCAACUUCUUAAAACUACUGGGAAAAAUCUGCUGGUUCAAUGUAUUAUUGGUGCGGAUCUACAUGGUGCCCUCAUUCUAGUGACCGAGUGCAAGGUAACUAGUUUCACUGGAGUGAGUGGCAUUAUGAUUCGUGAAACUGUGGAAACAUUUGGUAUUAUAACCCGGGACAAUAAAUUCAAAGUUGUGCCCAAAAAGUUAUCAAUCUUCAUAUUCCAAGUUGAAUGCUGGAAAAUUGCAUUACAAGGUGAUAAACUCACUUCGAGAAAUUUGGGUUUGUGA